Molecule: messenger RNA, 2492 nt
Organism: Astyanax mexicanus (Mexican tetra)
Lineage: Eukaryota; Metazoa; Chordata; Actinopteri; Characiformes; Acestrorhamphidae
Gene: smtnl2
Product: smoothelin, like
Exons: 10
Coding region: 289-1803 (504 amino acids)
Biological process (GO): actin cytoskeleton organization
Cellular component (GO): filamentous actin; microtubule organizing center
Molecular function (GO): protein binding
Source: RefSeq, a predicted model, not a curated record
UUCCCCUCAGUGCUCCCUCCCCCGGGCUGAGGAGUGGGAGAUUAACCUGACUGUGUGAGCUGUGCUUUAAAACAGUACGGCGCGCAGAGACUCUCACACAGCUGAGGGAGCAAGACUUUGACUGAGCUGAGGAGACACAGCUGAAGACACAGCAGGUCAGUGUUGAUGUUGUGGACCUGCAGUGGAACCUGCGUGGGACUUCUAUUAAUCUAAAGAGAAACCAACACACACUUCAACAAGGUCUAUUGAGGAGUUCUGUAAAAACUGUGUGAAGCUUCAGGUCUGGUAAUGAUGGACGCCGGGCCGCUGGUGGCAGUGCCCGAGGGUUCUCCAGAGGGCGAGACGGUAUGUGCCGCUCUGGCUCGCUACGAGGCCACCCUGCGAGACGCGGUACGUGAGAUCCAUGUGGACGUGAGCGCCUUCAAGCUGGGCGUGGAGCGGCGUCUGGAGGAGGCCCUGCGUGUGAGUGGCCCACUGGGCCGUGCUGUGGCCCAGCUGCAGCAGGAGAACCGGCAGCUGCGUGGCCAGCUGGAGGCCCUCACCCGCCAGGUGGAGAUGCUGACCGGGACGGUAUGUGACAGGAGCGCUUUGCUGGGCACCGGACCACCGCAGACCAAGGUCCAGAGUGGCUCGGUUGGAACCCAGCCUGAUUCCUCCCCUCCUGCUCCCAGUUUGGGCGCACUGACCGGCUCGGCCAGCGGUUCGGCCUUCAGCCCCUCCACCACUCGCUUCUCCAGCAGAGCUACCUUUUCUGUCAGCAGCAAGACUAACAGUAUUGAACGUGAGGAACCCAUUGAGGUGGAUCCAGCUCCAGCCCCAUCUGGACUUGAGAAUGGACACACACCCACAGCAGAAAACUCCACUGUGCCUUUAAGAGAGAGUCCUCCACCCAUCGGCGUGUCACAACGAAACUCUCCCCCAGUGUCUAUGGCGAUGCCACACCUGCCGAUCACUGCAACCACCAAAGUAGCAGAUUCUCCAGUCCUUAAGGGUCCUGAGUCACCAAGUAGCUCAAUGCAGUCAACCCCUUCAGAUGUAACAGAUUCACAACCAGACGGCCAGACAGACAGCAGUGACAACCAGCCACAACUUGAGUCACCCAUUCAUGCAGUAUCGUCAGUGAAAACAUGGACUCCAAGUCCUGUGAGGACAAUGGGCUCUCCAAGACUCAACGAGAAAGUAUCUACUUCUGCACCAUCCAAGUCUGUGGCUUAUUCAAGCUACUCAAGCCUCCAGAACCAGAUCAACACAGACAGGAAUGUGGAUAUUCCGGGAGAACUGUCUUUUGGCAGAGGGAUAGAGCGCAGGCGGGAGCUUGUGAGGUCACAGACUCUCCCUCGCAGCCUUGGAGCCCAGGCUCGCAGGUCCAUUUUUGAGCGGUUAGAUUCUGAAACCAACAGUCGGCCCAAGCCUGUGGACUCCAAGCCCAAACUGAAGCGAUCUCAAAGUUUUGGUGUUUCCAGUGCAAGCAGCAUCAAGCAGAUUCUUUUAGAAUGGUGUCGCUCCAAAACUAUUGGGUAUCAGAACAUUGAUAUCCAGAACUUCUCCUCCAGUUGGAGCGAUGGCAUGGCCUUCUGUGCCCUGGUCCACUCGUUCUUCCCCACCGAGUUCGACUACAACGCCCUGUCCCCUGUAGACCGCAAGCACAACUUCGAGCUGGCCUUCAGCACUGCAGAGAAGCAUGCUGGCUGUGACAGGCUCAUUGAGGUGGAGGACAUGAUGGUGAUGGGCAGAAAACCAGACCCCAUGUGCGUCUUCACCUACGUCCAGUCUCUGUACAACCACCUGCGCAAGUUUGAAUGAGCCACCACGUCACUGCAACAUAACAAAAAGGCUUGAGACUUUUCUAUUCAGCAGACGCUGAAAAAGUGCAACACUGCCCCCUGCUGGACUGGAUGUAAGUCUGGUUCAGGAUCUCAUGAGUUGAAAAGGUGCGAAUGAGGGACACUACAGUGAUUUUCCUCUUGUUUAUCAAGAACAGCCACUAUUUAUUUCAUUCUCCUGUAACUGUUUGUGCUGUUUGAGUAUGGGCCUCUAAUGGACGCUGUGUGCUCUGACAUAUUUUUCCAGAGGAUUAAGAAUUUGAAGGAAAUUCAUCAUUUUACCUGCAAUGAAAAGCCAGCUAGUCGACUGCAAACACAGAAACAUUACUUCACCUUUAUAGUCUUUUGAAAGCUUUUGAAACACAGACAUGUACAGAUAAAAGGUACAUUAUAUUCUUUUUUUUUUUUUUAGAAUUUAGACAGAUCACAUUUUUUAUUUGCAUUUUUUUAAUCUAUUUAUCAUUGUCACUGUUUUAAAAGGAUGGAUCUAGUACAAGAACGACUAUAGGAUUUGUUUUUCUCAUUUUUUUCUGUUUGUACAUUAUAUCAGUAGUGCCACAUUACAGUCCUGCCAAAGCUUCUCUUUUACACUGUGCACAAUCAAAUAUGUGUGUUUUCAAGUAAAUGCCAUAUUAGGUAUAAAUGCUGUAAAUAUGAUGAAAAUAAAAU